UCGGAGUGAGUAAGCAUGCGUCGGUCGCCUCUCCCUUACUUGUAUAUUUUCAUUCGAAUCCCGGUCGAGGCUUGAUAUUUUCCCGUAGGCCCGAACCUUCAGUCCUCACAAAGUCGCGGAGGGACCUCCACAUUCCCGCCGUGUACGAACCGGUAUAACAGUUUCAUGUGGAAUGAUUAAGUAACCAUUGCGAUGCUGUGUUAAACUGAGUGAUGCUAAAGAUAAAACGUGAAUUGUUUUGUUUUAAGUGGUGAUUAAUUUAUGAGAUUGUUCGUGGCUCUGAAGACACUUGGUGCUGGUGGACCGAGGUCGUAACGCGGUCCUUGUGAAGAGGCAUUAACAAAUUUAGGCGCCAUCCAGGCAUGAUUUGAACAAUCGAGGAAGGCGCGUGCGCGCGCGAAUGGUGCGCAGUGAUGGGGGGGCCGCGGCGCAUGUCCAGUGCGCUGCUGCUGCCCUUCGCGCUGCUGUCCCUGCCACCCACGGAUGCUGCCAACACUACCACCUACCGGGAAGAAGUAGAAUCAUCCCUCCGUCUGGUGCAUGCAGUAGCUACUGGGGCGACAGGCGCGCUGUGUGUCACAUAUCGGUAUGGGCGGCUGCGGGCACCACUGCACGCGGCGCGGUGGGACACUGCAAGAGCCAGGGCUGAUCUAGCUGCUAACCUACUCCAUCAACUAGGCUUGGAAUCUGCAGAAGUGCUAAUGGCUGUGUCACAAGGUCUCGUGCUCGGAUCAAGUCCUGCAGAACGAGCAGUAGGGGCAAGGGCACUGGCCUUAAGAUCUGAUGGAGUAGUGAACAGUGCAGUAGCCUGGGCAAGAUAUGGCACCGCUGAUCCAAUCGCUGUAGUGUCCCCACAGUUGGAAAAGCCACCAGAUCCUGAAUAUCCUUGGUACGUGUCAGCACAUGAGAUAGAAACGCUCCGGUCUCCGAAAUUCAUGCCAUCUCCACCUGGUGCCGCAAUGGAGGGCUGGUGGACGUAUCCAUAUUACAGCUGCGAAGCCAAACGAUGGUUAUUGUCCUACACCGUGCCUGUGGCAACUGUGCGAGGAUUGAAAGGUAUCGUCUCGCUAGACAUAGACAUAUCGAGCUUGGAAAUAAACCAGUGCGAGGCAGAUACUGAAGAAGACAAUGAUAACCAAAUAUAUUCUUUUCACGGGACACACAAAUGCCCUAACGACACUACUUACUGUGAAUACAAACCAAAUAGAGAGAUGAAUGUGCGACAUGCUGGUUGGGCACGAGGGUCAUAUAUUUGCCGAUGUCGUCCCGGAUACUAUUCGACACAUCACCGUGAAGGAUAUAAUGGAUCCCUUGUUGAAGUGGCUUACCAAGAAUACGAAGAAACCGAUCUAGAAAACUGGAGUGAGCCUUAUGAGUGUCUGAAAUGUCAACCAGGCUGCGAAACAUGCCGGGGACCGGAGCCCUGCCUCGCCACUUACAACUGGCCAUUCCGGAUAUCAUUACUGGUAAUAUCAGUAAGCUGUGCAGUUAUGACGGUAUGUCUCACCAUCUACACUCGUCACCAUCGCAGGGUGAAAGUGUUCCGAGUAGCCAGCCCUGUGUUCCUGUCGAUAACCCUUCUUGGAUGCGCUAUCAUGUAUAUGGAGAUGGCAGCUAUAUUCCCGGUGUUGGAUAGAUACUCUUGCAUUGCAACAAAAUGGACCAGACAUAUGGGAUUCUGUAUCACUUACACUGCGCUUCUGAUGAAGACAUGGAGGGUAUCUCUAACAUACCGAGUGAAAUCAGCUCAUAAAUUGAAGUUGACGGACAAGCAGCUGCUGCAGUGGAUGGCACCGAUACUCCUCAUCAUGUUGGUCUACCUCGGCACCUGGACGCUAUCUGCUCCACCUGAUGCUGAAGUUAUAACGGACAACAGAGGCCUGAAAUUCAAGCAAUGUACUUACAAUUGGUGGGAUCACAGUUUAGCUAUAGGUGAAAUCCUGUUCCUAUUAUGGGGUGUACGAGUAUGCUACCGCGUACGACACGCUGAGAGCCUUUACAAUGAGGCGCGACUUAUCUCUAUAGCCAUCUACAACAUAUUUACUGUCAACUCUCUCAUGAUAGCUUUCCAUUUACUAAUAUUACCUCGGGCCGGACCUGACAUUAAGUAUCUUCUUGGGUUCAUAAGGACUCAACUAUCAACAUCGACUACAGUGCUGUUGGUGUUCUUACCUAAGGUAUUACGUGUGGUACGUGGUACUGGCGACACGUGGGACAGUCGAGCCCGUGCCCGCGGUGUACCGGCUUCCUCCUCACUGAAUGGUAUCGGCCUUGUGCCUGAUGAACCGCCUGACCUCUAUCAGGAGAAUGAGGAACUUAAGGAAGAAGUUCAAAAACUAGCAGCUCAGAUAGAGUUCAUGAAAAUAGUGCAGAUGGAGAUGCACAACCGUCACUUACGGCCGCGGCCCGGCGGCUACUUCACUACUAACGCUAACUCUGCCGCGCCGCAGAGCCCUAUACACCCAAAGACUGUUAACAUUUCACAGGACAGUACAGAAUGGAGCGGACCAGUGUGACUGGUAGCGCUGAGCGAUAGUGGGUGGUCGUGGCCGGGCCCGGCGGGGAAGCACGUCACAACCACGGUGGACGUGCGCCCACCGGCGUACGUGUGACGUCACAACUCAUCACGCAUCCAUUGCUUUGUUUCGCUCAGUUCAGUGAUCAGACUUUUAUUUGCUUUUUAGUGGCUAAGUAACUUUAUCUUGCUUUGAAAGGAACUUUUAGAGUAACAGUAACACAAGUGAGUUAUAUUGUUGUUUGAACUUAUUUAUAGUGACCUCAACAAGUUACCAAUGAUAACACCACUGCAUAGAGUAAGUAUCGUUGUGCUAUUCAUUCCAAAAAUUUUAUUCAUCGUAUCAAAUCAAGUCUGUUGAUAGUAUGUAAAUGUAUUUAUAGUUUGGAACGAUUAAUUGUAACUGUUGUUUACUAGAUAGGAUAAUGUCAUAAAAUAAUAUUAAAUUAGCUAUUUUUAUGUUUAUUCAUACAUCUGUGUAGAAAGGCUAGUGGUCAAUACUGAUUACUGAUAAAUACUCAUUACAGUCAAAUAGUUAUACAGUUUGUGACAUAUACCAAAGAAUUGUAAUUUUUGUGUUUUAGUACAAAAUGUGCCACCAAAUAAUAGAGUAGUUUGCCAUGAACCGUGUUCUUGUAAGACUAUUAUUAUUUAAGCUUAUUCUAGUUUAACUUUCCAAGCAUUGUAUUGUAAACAUUCCAAAUGUAAUACUUAUUAUUGAAUAGUAAUUAAAUGUUACUUUUUAAUGUAAUAAGUCUUUGUAUAAGUUAUCAUUAUCUGGUUAAUCAAACAGGCUCCUUCUCAAAGAGCCCAGUGAGUGGACACUCUUUAAUUGUUUAUUUAUCUGUAGGCAGCCACCUGAACGAUGUCUUUGCAAAAAAAGAAAUAACUCCAUAGAUAAUAAAUACAUCAGUCAUCCAGACCUCAAAUUGGCGGUGAAACAAAUAAAAUUAUUUAUAAUUUGUAAUAUAUUUGUAGCUAUACAUUAAUAUGUCGGGCACUGAGUGUUCAUCGUUAGGACAGACAAUAAGAAGUAAAAGUUUCGAAAAACAUAACUUCAUAAGUCAUACGGAAUUUAACAACUAAACAAAAUCUUAUUUAAUUUAGAUUUAAACUUAAAUAUUAAGUUUGAACCUUUUAAUAACACUUGUUAUCUAUUAUGUGUUGUAAACUAGUUCAUAGACAUACAUCAUAAACCAUUUGUAUAGUUUUAGGCGUAAACAAAUUGUACAUAUGAAUCAAAAUAAAGCAUAAAUUCUAAAGUGUUGUACAUAAACUCAUUAGAGAUGUUUAAUUAUUAUUUUGUUUCGUUUAUCAUCUGUGAUAAGCAGUAUUAUCAAUUAUAAUGUUAUAUUGUGAUGCGGUUGUAUGAAUCUUUAUAAAGAAGCUGUUUUAAACAACAUGUCUAGAGUUAAAAGUGUGUGUAUUCUCAAAUACUCAGUUCCCAAAAGGCCGGUAACGCACUUAAUUGUUACGCCUUGGUGUUU
Molecule: messenger RNA, 4002 nt
Organism: Spodoptera litura
Lineage: Eukaryota; Metazoa; Arthropoda; Insecta; Lepidoptera; Noctuidae
Product: putative G protein-coupled receptor CG31760
Biological process (GO): G protein-coupled receptor signaling pathway
Cellular component (GO): membrane
Molecular function (GO): G protein-coupled receptor activity
Source: RefSeq, a predicted model, not a curated record